AUGACGAACCACGGGAAAAGAGGAGAAACACCUUUGUCUCAGCCACCGUGCCACCCUACCCCCGAACCAAAAAAGACACGAGGCCCGGCAAGCCCCCCAAAACGGUGGGCCGGGGCACUCAUCCCGCCCCCGGGUCACCGGCCAACUCCCAACUCGUUCCCCCCGCUCCCCUGGGGCCUUGUGGCAAUCAACAGGAAUCCUCCCCCGGCCGUGCCUUCCUCAACACCAUCUCUACCGUAA
Messenger RNA from Colletotrichum abscissum, 240 nucleotides. RefSeq lists its product as uncharacterized. Lineage: Eukaryota; Fungi; Ascomycota; Sordariomycetes; Glomerellales; Glomerellaceae. The record is from RefSeq and is a predicted model, not a curated record. The transcript has a single exon. The coding region runs from base 1 to 240 and encodes 79 amino acids.